CGUUUGUUUGCCGUGCAGAUGUUGGUUGCCACAACAACAUUCAAGAUGGCAGCGAUGGCGGCCGGAGACGAACAUGCUGCCGCUGAAGUUUUGAGAGGACUCGCCCGACAUUUAAACUGUUUGAACGAAGACAACAAGUCGACUCGAAGGAGGGCCCUGGACCAAAUCAAGAGGGACACCAUCGACGGAGGACUUUCCGGUGGCGUCUUACAGGAGCUUUUCUCUGCCCUGCUCAAGCCUCUCCUCAAAUGUCUGUCAGAUCCGACCGAGAGAUGCAGAGACACGGCGAUAGCGACGAUCACGGAGUUCAUCCGCUGCGUCCCCAGGCCGGAGGAGUCGCUGCCUUAUCUCAUGCCCUGCCUGGCUCAGCGGCUCGGGGAGAAAGAGAUCCUGGAGCCCGCGGAGGAGCUUCGGCUGUCAGCCCUGGAGAUGUUAUCGCUGACGGUGGAGAUGUGCGGGAAGCACUUGGCUCCCUAUCUGACCGAAAUGAUCAACAUACUGCAGAGAGCCAUCGUCGAUCCCUUCCCGGAAGUCAAAAGAGAAAGCUGCAGAUGCGCAAUGGAGUUUGCGAUGCGUGUGCCAGAGCACUUUCAUAUGCAAGCUGAGAGUCUGGUCAAGCCUCUCAUGCAGACGAUAACUCAUCAGCACUCCCGAGUACGAGUGUCUGUCAUCGAAGCCACCGGGGCCGUCAUUCAGCAUGGCACUGGGAAAAACGUGGACGAUGUCCUCUCUCACCUGGCACAGAGACUGUUCGACGACUCGCCACAGGUGAGGAAAGCUGUGACCGCAGUUGUUGGGGAUUGGCUACUUCAUCUGAGAGACAGAUACUCUUAUUUCCACAAACUCGUCCCGCUCCUGCUGAGCAGCAUCAACGAUGAGAUCCCAGAAAUAAGACUUCUAGCAGCUGAUUUAUGGAGACAAGUAGGAGCACAGUGGGAGAAGGAGAAUGAGGACGACAUCAAGGAUAAAAUGGACUUCCUCCUCACCCCACCUCCCCUCUACCCACCAGGAGUGGAACGUCCGGGGCUGGGCUGCAGAGAGUUGGUGAUCAGAAAUCUGGGCAGACUGGUGCCAGCCAUCACCCACGAUGUCAGCGACUGGCUGGUGCCCACGCGGGUCAGGACGUCUCAGCUGCUUUCUGUGCUGCUGCUCCACGCCGAGGACCACAGCACGCAGCACCUGCAGCCUCUCCUGGCCACCCUCUAUCGGGCCUGCACUGACACAGAGAGGGACGUCGUCAGCAAUUGUCUGGCUUCUGCUCAACUGUUGGGGACCUUUGUCCCUCCUGCCGCCUUCCUCAAGCUGCUGCUGGAUCAUGUGACAACGCCCUACUCUUCCUCUCAUCCCUGGGCCCCCCUCAUGGUGCUGGCUGCGGUGCUGGGUGGCUGCUCCCAACCCCUCCUAAAACCACAUCUUGAGGAGAUUGCCAACACACUGGCUCAGCCCGACGUCUGCCAGGAAUAUCAACAGGUUAUGUACUUGGAGCAGUUGUUGGCCUGUGUGGAUGUGCUGCUGCGUCAGUGUGAGUCAGACUGUGGCUCAGUCAGCCUCCAGCUGCUGCAGGUGUUGGUCAAUGUCCAGAGUCUCUCCACCUCUUCAGAUCUCAGUGAAAAGGCCUUGGAGAGUGUGCAUUGCUUGUGUGAGGUGCAGGGCCUGGACUCAGGGAUGGAGCUCUAUAGGCAACAUAUGGGUCAGCUGCUGGACUGGCUGUCUACCUCCGUCAACACCUGGUCCAGUUACUCCCCACAGAGACUCCAACUGCAUAUCAUAGUCAUACAAUCAGGUCCAGUGAUAGGGGAUUUUGUAAGCCAGUUGAUGCCUCUGCUGCAGAGCUGCCUCCAGCCAGACAAAGACCCAGAAAUGAGAAUGAGCAUCUUCACAAUGCUUGCCAAGCUGCUACUGAACGCAACGAACACACUGGAUUCCCAAGGGCAUUUCCGUGACAGGUCCGAUAAGUUCCUGUGUGACAUCCUGCUUCCCAACCUGGUGUGGCGAGCAGGCCGCAUUGCUGCUGCCGUCCGCACCUCGGCGCUCAGCUGUCUGCUGGCCCUGCUGCAUGGAGGGGCAAUCACACCUGGACAGCUGCUGUGUCUGGAGGAGAAGCUCAGACCCCAGGUGUUGUCUGCCCUGGAAGAGGACUCUCAGAUGGGCAGACUGUUUGCUUGUCGCUCUGUAUCCACCAUGCUCAAUCUCAUAGGACCCAGUCUGCACCCUGAGGCCCUCAACAAGAUCUACCCCGAGCUGCUGAAACGUCUGGACGACAGUAGCAAGGACGUGCGUGACGCGGCUCUGCAGGCCCUGAGGCGGUGGCUGUCCAACCUGAACAAAGAUUACGACCCAGAGCUCUGCGCUCCUCAUCUGCAGCUCCUCUUCCAGCAGCUCCUCCUGCACCUGGAUGACCAGGAUGCCUCGGUGCAGGACCAAGUGUUCGGUGAGAUCACAUGCAAUGUUUGA
Paralichthys olivaceus (Japanese flounder) is the source of this 2454-nucleotide messenger RNA. The record is from RefSeq and is a predicted model, not a curated record. NCBI's taxonomy places the organism in Eukaryota, Metazoa, Chordata, Actinopteri, Pleuronectiformes, Paralichthyidae.